UGGCGUGGAGAUGUCUGCACACACGUGCCCGCCUUCUUUGUCCCCUUUUACGGCCACUACCGGGAACUGGAAGCUCCCCCGACAGCCGCUUUUGUUAUUUCCGAGCAUCCCUUGAAGUGCUUUCGUCUAGCGACGCGACGUCUGGACGCUGGGCUGUUUCUCCCCGCCACGGUUUUCUUCUUCCCUGCCCACCUGAAGAUGUUUCCAUUUAGCCUCCGGGUUCCCCUGGCUGGGCCGCCUUGUCAGGUGGCAUCCCCAUGUGUUUAGGUUCUUGCAACAGCACUCACACCGCCUUCCUCUCAUCCCAACUGGAGCUCCAUGCACCACUUCUUUUGUCAUCAUGUCCCCUGCAUCGGCCGCGGCUGCCAGUGAAAGCAGCACCUGCACCGUUGCCUCCGAAGGGGAGCCCGAGCCAGAGCAGGACAGCCCCAGACUUGAGCUACGUCCUCAGAAGCAGUCCCUGCUGAAAUCCUUGUGUCAGGAGACUCACUGGAAAUGCCUACUGCUCUCUUUGCUCAUGUAUGGCUGCGUUGGAGCCAUGGCUUGGUGCCAGGUGACCACUGUCACGCGCCUCUCCUUUGACAGCGCUUACAAGGGCAAGUCCAUGAUGUACCACGACAGUCCUUGCUCCAAUGGCUACAUCUACAUACCUCUUGCCUUCUUGGUUAUGCUCUACGUGGUCUACCUGGUGGAGUGCUGGCACUGCUACACCAGGAACGAGAUGCAGUACAAAGUUGACGUGGAAAACGUAGCCGACCGAGUCCAGAGGAUGAUGCAUGCCACGCCAUGCAUUUGGUGGAAGGCCAUCAGCUAUCAUUAUGUGAGGAGGACCCGGCAAGUGACACGCUAUCGGAAUGGAGACGCGUACACCACCACCCAGGUUUACCACGAACGGGUUAACACGCACGUGGCUGAAGCAGAGUUUGACUUCGGGAAUUGCGGAGUGAAGGACAUCUCAAAGCACCUUCAGGGCCUGGAAUGCUUCGCUAUUACCAAGCUGAGGUUCACCAAGUGCUUCAGCUUUGCCAACGUGGAGUCAGAGAACUCUUACCUAACGCAGCGGGCCAGGUUCUUUACAGAGAACGAAGGCCUGGAUGACUACAUGGAAGCCCGUGAGGGAAUGCACCUGAAAAAUGUAGACUUUAAGGAAUACAUGAUUGCCUUCACUGACCCACAUCAACUUCCCUGGUACGCAUUGCAUUCAACUUUCUGGACAGCGGCUGCUCUGACUCUCUCCUGGCCUUUACGAGUGCUGACCGAGUACCGAACUGCCUGUGUCCACUACCAUGUAGAGAAGCUCUUUGGAUUUGACUAUGUGCCGGCGACGCCUUCUGAAGAGCGUCCUUACUGCAGGCACAUUCCACGAGUCAACACAAUCGACAGCACAGAGCUGGAGUGGCAUAUCCGCUCCAACCAGCAACUAGUGCCUAGCUACUCUGAAGCGGUUCUCAUGGACCUGGCCCAGCUGUCAGGCAACUGCCAGAACUACUCUGUUUGUCAUCGCUAUGGCAGCUACAGGCAGAACUGCCAGCGAUGCCACCGCGCCAUCAGCAACUCGUCAAUCUUCUCUCGCAGCGCUCUAAGCAUCUGCAACACUGCGAGCCCGCGCCUGCCCUUCAGUGCUAGUCGCUUCUCGUUAGGACGGCUCUACGGCUCCAGGCGGAGCUGCCUGUGGAGGAGCAGCGGGAGCCUGAACGAGCCCACGAUUCGCCCUACGGAGAGCACGCGCUGCCUAUCGGGCCAGCAGAACGGGGAAGAGAGCCCUCCAGCAUACCAGGAUGCACUCUACUUUCCCGUUCUCAUUGUCCACAACAACGAAGGCUGCCUCAACCACGACCAUCGCUCCUUGCACAGAAACGGUUCUUGCGUGGAGACUUCGCUAUGA
Molecule: messenger RNA, 1885 nt
Organism: Nerophis lumbriciformis (worm pipefish)
Lineage: Eukaryota; Metazoa; Chordata; Actinopteri; Syngnathiformes; Syngnathidae
Source: RefSeq, a predicted model, not a curated record